This is a messenger RNA of Rotaria socialis, 603 nucleotides long. Lineage: Eukaryota; Metazoa; Rotifera; Eurotatoria; Philodinida; Philodinidae. The record is from the annotation of a GenBank genome assembly.
AUGCUGCGUAAACUGGCACCAACGUCUAUAGCAGCAGCAGAAAUUGAUGGUUUAACCAUUCAUUCAUUUUUAGGCGAAAGCCGCAAAAGUUCCAAAAAGAAGCAAACAAGAACAUUCAGACCCGGCGACACAAAAUUGGAAAAUGAAUGGCGUCAUGUCAAAUACUUAAUAAUCGAUGAGAUGAGCAUGGUUGAACUUAGUCUAUUAGCUCGUCUCAAUCGUAUAGUGGAAACAGCAAAGCAUAUAAAUUCAGAGAUUCCUUUUGGUGGUGUAAAUGUUAUUUUUUUUGGGGACUAUCUCCAAUAUUCUCCAGUGUUGGAUAGACCUCUCUAUCACAGCUGUGCGUCGUCUGAACAAAUUACGGAACGUCAAAUAGAUAUGCAAUGUGCACAGAAACUUAUAUCUCAAAUGAAUUGCGUAGUUGAAUUGAGUCAGCAAAUGCGAACCGAAGACCUCCGAUAUUUGGAGCUUUUAAAUAGAUUGAGAGGUGGUCAAUCAACAAUUGAAGAUUAUCAACUUCUUUGCACACGUAUCGUUGGAAAUCCAAAGCUACAAGCAUCUUUGCGACAGAAGCCAUGGAAUGAAGUAGGUUUGCCCANUUAA